AAAUUGAAUCUUGGAAAAUGGGGGACAACACUGAACAUAUUACACAUCAGGAUCUGAACAAGGCGUUUAAUCGGGUGAAAGAAAAGUUCAAUGGGUUUAACGCUGUGAAAAAGAGUUUCCGCGAAAUUCGCAACAAGCUUCAUGAAAUUGUCAGGUCGUUCUCAAAUAACGUAAGAGUUGUUAUCUAUGUGGAUGAUAUUUUGGAUGAUCCUAUCAUAUUAGAAGCAGGAAAUGCUGAAAACGAACUUUUAAUAGCAAUCGACCCCGAAGGAGAAUAUACCUACAGCUGGCCUAAGAAAACUUGGUCGAAGGUAUUUUCAGAUGUCUGGGAAGGGCUAAAGUCGUUUGUUGGAAGUAUACUUUCGUGUAUUGCUUCAUUCAUAGGAGGUCUGCUGCUUAAAAUUGGAGAGACGUUGUUGCCGUCAAUCGGCUUUGGAGAAGCAAAAGCAUUGCACAAUAAAUAAUCUGAUUGUCGGAUUCUCUAAAGAAACAAUGGAUUGUUUACUGAUAUUAUAGU
Molecule: messenger RNA, 517 nt
Organism: Saccostrea cuccullata (small rock oyster)
Lineage: Eukaryota; Metazoa; Mollusca; Bivalvia; Ostreida; Ostreidae
Exons: 2
Coding region: 18-464 (148 amino acids)
Source: RefSeq, a predicted model, not a curated record